Molecule: messenger RNA, 2400 nt
Organism: Closterium sp. Yama58-4
Lineage: Eukaryota; Viridiplantae; Streptophyta; Zygnematophyceae; Desmidiales; Closteriaceae
Source: the annotation of a GenBank genome assembly
AUGCCCCCGCCCCGCCUACGCCUUACACGCCCGCGCAGGUUUCUCCGCCUGUCCGACCGCAAGCGCGCGCUGGUGAGCCGGCUGGCGCAGAUGGCGCUGGUGGCGCGCGCAUGCGGCGCGCAGGGGGGCGAGGUGGAGCUCGUGCGGACGAGGGAGGGGAAGCCGCAUUACCAGGGAUCCUCAGUCAAGGGGGAGAGAAGUGGACGAAACAGCAGCAGUGAGAAAAGCAGCCGCAACAACAGCAGCGUGCGGUUCAACGUGUCUCACCACGGGGAUUUCGUUGUCCUUGCCUCCGAGCCCUCGGGCAUCGUUGGCGUCGACGUGGCGGCGCACGAUUGGCCGGAUUCGGCAGCCGCUGCUGCUGACAUGGCGGCGGCUGCUGCUGUGGAUCAAUUCAAAGAUCAAUGCUUGCAGCAGUUGAAGCAGGGUGGGGAUGGUGGCAGGAGUGGGAACGGUGCCAGGAGUGGGGACAGUGGGAGGAGUGGGGAUGGGAAUAGAAAUGGAAGCAGGGGUAGGGAUGGCAGGGAUGGCAGCAGGAGCAGUGGGGACGGAGAGUAUGGCAAGGAAUGGGAGGAUGUGGGGGCGGUGGAGGUGGUGAUGGUGGGUCGAGAGGUGGAGGGAGAAGCGGUGGGGGAGAGGGAGAGGGUAGUGAUAGAGGACAGUGGGGAGGAAGAUGCUGGGAGAGAGCAAAGAGAGAAAGGACUAGAGCACCUUCAGUAUGAGCAGCAGCAGCAGCAGCAGCAGCAGCAGCAGCAGCAGCAGCAGCAGCAGCAGCAGCAGCAGCAGCAGCAGCAGAAGCACGACCACUAUCAGCAGCACCACCACCAUCGGCACCAAUCCCAGCAGCAGCAGCAGCAGCAGCAGCAGCAGCAGCAGCAGCAGCAGCAGCAGCAGCAGCAGAAGCAGCAAAUACGGCGAUCCUCAGCAGUUGUUCAAGCCCGAGCCUGGCGGUUCUUUGUACACAGGCUGCCACAUGACCACUGGGUGGCUGUAGCUCGAGGUCCUUUAACAGAUGCCACACCAAGCUACCAACAACUCGUUGAGGGGGAGACGGAUAAAUAUGACGUUUCAAUUGGUUGUUCCGAGCCUGCAUUUGAGCUACUCUCUGUGGAGGAUGUGAUUUCAAUGUUGGGUUCUAAACAGGCUGCUCUUAGCAGCCUGGAGUCUCCCAGUUUCAGCUCUUGCGAGUCGCUUUUGAGAAUUCUUGAAAAAAAGACAGAAGAUAAAAACAAAAGUCGCCAGAAUGGGGUUGAGAGGAUCAUGGCGACGUCGAAGGUCCUUGCGGUGCUGAUUCUCGUUCUCCUCGCCACUUCUUGCGCCUUCGCUGCUCCGGGUAACGGCAAGGGGAAAGGCGGAAACGGAAAAGGGGGAGGCGGCAAAGGGAACGGUGGCGGAAAAGGCAGCGGGAAGGGCGGAAACGGUGGCGGAAUUCUGGGCGCGCUGAGUGGCGGAAACUCCACUGGCGGAUGGGGCGCGGGCGGCAUAUUCUCCGGGCUCUCCGCGCUCUUUGGAAACGGCUCCGCGCGGAGCGACCUGGGGGGCAUCUUUGGGCGCAAGGGCGGGAGUGGGCAGGGCAAGGGGAACGCCGGAGGCAAGGGGAAGGGUAAGGGGAACGGCAAGGGGAACAGUGCGGGAGUGGCGACAGCUGGCAGCGCGAGUGAGGCAGUGGUGGGGGUGAUGGGGGUAGGCAACGGCAAGGGGCAAGGCAACGGGCAGGGGCAGGGGAAUGGUCAAGGCAAUGGGAAGGGGAAGGGGAAGGGGAAGGGCGCUGGGUGGGGGAAGCGCGGGAAGAGCGCGGGAGGCGUGUUGGCGAAGCUGAGGGGCAGCAGUGUGGCGGGCGAUGCGCUGACAGCCCCUGGCGAUGCCAACGCCACCGGCGUCCUCGAAAUCACCCUCCUGCAGAACGGCACGGACUACUACGUGGGCUUCACGGCGCGCAUCUCCCUCUCCAAUCCCACCGCGCCCACAGCACUCACCCUCAACAGCGGCAGCGCCGCCACCACCGGCCCGGCUCUGCUCGACUUCUCCACAGCCACGGGUGCUGACGGCACGACCCCCCCUGCCUGGACCAGCAGCAGCAGCGAUGCUGCCGCGUCCGCCCCUGGCAGAAGCAACACCCCCAUGGGGCGUGCGUGGGGCCGCCUGCAGCGCGCAGUGGGGCUGGGGCGCUCUGCUCGCACAGCAGGGCUGAACACGUUCACUCUCACGGGCGUGUGGCGGGCUGUUGGCACUGUGGCUGCUGCUGACGGCGUGCAGACGGUGAGGGAUGUGGUGCUGGGUGUUGUGGCGCAGCCCAGCGCGUUCUAUGCUGUGGUGGCCUCUCCGGGGUUUGAGGCGGGCGCUGCUAGGGGGCAGUUUCAGAAGGCACCCAAAGGAUGGGCGUUCGGGCUCUGGAACUGA